Penicillium chermesinum is the source of this 1974-nucleotide messenger RNA. RefSeq lists its product as uncharacterized. Gene Ontology annotation, biological process: poly(A)+ mRNA export from nucleus. The record is from RefSeq and is a predicted model, not a curated record. The transcript is spliced from 5 exons. NCBI's taxonomy places the organism in Eukaryota, Fungi, Ascomycota, Eurotiomycetes, Eurotiales, Aspergillaceae. Gene Ontology annotation, molecular function: protein binding; RNA binding. The coding region runs from base 1 to 1974 and encodes 657 amino acids. Gene Ontology annotation, cellular component: nucleus.
AUGACUUCGAGGUCGCGAGCCCGUCCUGCUGCUGGCGGUGGUGGCCAUGACGGCGGUAUUCGCAAACGCGGUGGUGCGGCCCGCACUGAUCGUGACGGUGAUAUGGACAUGGAUGGAAAUGGCCGUGCAGCGCGCUCAAAUCGCGCAGGAAAUUCGCGCCCCACGAGCAAUCGCCAGCAGGGACGAAAUAAAAAAGCGGAUGUCAUCCAGCGCGCUCUCGGUGACGCCCGAGGAUCUUCUCAGGCUAGCGUCCGUUCUGGUAAAGGCGCUCCCGCUUCCAACCUCGUGGAUGUUGCUAUCACCGGAUGGCAGAAAUCGAAGUCAUCGGCUGCUCGCGACCGCACCGUCGACGAUCUGCGCAGCUUUCUCGAACGACGCGUCUCCUCCCAAACCAAAGGCCCCAAUAUCAAAAUUCACAAGUCGCGUGUCGAAGGGGAUGCUUUCAUUGUGUCUCUUCGCCCGGAUCUUGUUGAGCGCAUUCGUAAGCUCAAUGGGAGUCUUUUUGCGGGAAACUAUAUUACGGUUGAGGAACUCAAUACUACCGACACAGCUCUUGACGCCGAGCUUUCCAACAAUGGUACAUCUGCUGAGACUAUGGAUACCAAGUCCAAGUUGGCUACCAUUCUGAGCAAGCGCUACUAUCCGGACACCAAGCUUCUGGAUAUGUCGAAGCUCAGCUCCGAUCCCGACCUGCAGGCUCUGGGAGUCUUCAAUUCCACCUCCACCCAGUCCAAGUUCUUCCCAGCCUUGAUGAAGGUAUGGGAUAUGCAGUUCACCACUGCAAGCGAGAAACACGCAGCGGUGGAAAGUGUCAGCCUCGCAUCCAACCAACUUACCAACAUCGCAGCCGUCACUAGCUUGGCGCAGACUAUUCCGAACCUGAAGAAUUUGGAUCUGUCCAACAAUAACUUAGCGGACUACAAGUCUGUGACGGGAUGGCGCUGGAAGUUCCGGAACCUUCAGUUCUUGGACAUGAACGGCAACCCCCUGUCUUCCGAUCCCAAUUUCAAAGAUACUCUCCUGAAGUGGUAUCCCAACCUCCAGUAUUUGAAUAAUGUGCAAGUACGAACUCCCGAAGAGGUCGCGGCGCAGAAGAAAGCCCCGAUUCCCAACCAGCCGCCGAUCUUCGAAGACCAGGGCAGCAUCGGCGAGCACUUUAUUCGUGCUUUCUUCCCCAGCUACGACAAUGACCGCAACGAACUUAUUGAUGGUGUUUAUGACUCCAACUCCACUUUCUCUCUCAACGUCAACACGCGUGCCCCCGAUUCUCCGACGGUGAAAAUGAUCACACAACUCCCGGCACGCAUGUCGCGUACCUUCAAGGGCGUCGAAAAGAUCCGCCAACUCUGGAACGACCUCCCCCAAACCCGCCAUCCGGAUCUCAACACACAGGCAGACGAGUACCUCAUUGAAUGCCACCCAAUUCAUAAUUUGCCUGACCCAACCGGCCAGAACGCCCACGGGGUAAGUGGCCUGCAGAUCAUGGUCCACGGCAAGUUCGAAGAGAGUGUCAACGGCAAGAUUGAGCUCCGCAGCUUUGACCGUACCUUUGUUCUUGGCCCCGGAAGCGGCGCGGGCGGUAUUCGCGUCGUUAACGAUCUCCUUUGCCUUCGCGCCUACGGUGGACACGAGGCCUGGAGCCCCGAAAAUGAGUCCAUCCCACAGGCCCUUCAACCCCCGGUCGGAGCUAUUGCCCCUGCAGCAGCCCCUGUCACAGCUCCUAUCGCCGCUCCAGCAGUCCCCGCUGCCAGCACCACUCUCCCGGAGGGAUAUGGUGUCGCCACCCCUGGUAAACCAGAGACCCAAGUUCAGCAGGAGCAGAUGGUAAUCCAGAUGAGCAACAAGUCUCGAAUGACCCUCCAGUUCUCAGAAAUGGCCCUCUCUAGCAACGCUUGGAACCUUGAGGCCGCCUGGAACAACUUUGAACAACUCAAGGCUCAGGGCACUCUUCCUGCCGAUGCCUUUCUCCCUUGA